Nerophis lumbriciformis (worm pipefish) is the source of this 2013-nucleotide messenger RNA. Lineage: Eukaryota; Metazoa; Chordata; Actinopteri; Syngnathiformes; Syngnathidae. The record is from RefSeq and is a predicted model, not a curated record.
AUGGUUGCUGGAGGGGAAAGGGAGGAGGAGGAGGGGGGUCUGUUUGCGUGGGAUCAGGCAAGGGCUCGCCUAUAUGACGAGGGCCACUCGCAAGUUUCCUGUAUGGUAAAGCUCGAGCCCUGCCGGGAGACGCAGGAGCAGGCAGAGCGGGAGACUCUUACCUCCUAUUUGACAGGCAGCCAGACGGACGGCAGGACGGAUACACGGGUGGGGGCUGUGCUAGGCGGCUCGGCGGCAGGCUGGUGGAAGAUGUCGUCCGGAGCCGGCGGGAGGGGAGGAAGGCGGCUCAGAGGGACGACAGCCAGCGGAGGCCGAGGAGUUGCCGGAGAGGCCGAAGAGGGGCCCGUGGGCAUCCCCUUCCCCGAGCACAGCGCAGACAUCCUGGGUAGCCUCAACAAGCAGCGGCUGAGCGGCCUCCUGUGUGACGUCCUACUGGUCACGCAGGACCGGGAGUUCCCGGCGCACCGCUCCGUCCUGGCGUCCUGCAGUUCCUACUUCCACAAGCUGUUCACAUCGGGAGCGGCCGCCGACCAACGCAAUGUCUACAACAUCGACUUUGUGGCAGCGGAGGCCCUCGGAGCACUGCUGGACUUUGCCUACACGGCCACGUUGACAGUCAGCCACACGAGCGUGGCCGAUAUACUCGCGGCCGCACGCCUCCUAGAGAUCCCACCCGUUCAGGACGUCUGUACACACCUGCUGGACACCAAAGUGCUCUCCCCGCCGGCGGGCAGUGAGCAAAGAAACGAGGACGAAGAGAAGGGUAGAGGAGGAAGCGAACGCGGAAACCAGGUGCUUGCCCGGGAGUUCCUCGAGUACUUCCAGAAAGGAGCGCACUGGAGCAGCAGCUGCAGCACGCCAGAGCUCAGGGACCUGCCCACACACCUGCACUUUAACCACGGCAACGGCGGGACCCCCAGCAACGGCACUCCUGGACAACCCGGUGAGUACUACUCCCCGCUGGCCCUCGCUUUGGCCCAGGCCCCCGUCCACGAACCCGAAGAGGAAGACGAGGAGGAAGAGGACGAAGAGGACGGGCAAGCGGUGCAGGGCAACGGAAUAAGCAUGGGGUCAUAUUACUACCCUCCUUCCCACAACGGGCACUUCUACCUCCCUCCUGAGGCUCGGCCGGGCCACGAGGCGCCAGAGACGGAAGACGGCGCCCUGCAGCUGACUGCCAGGGAGAGGGGUUCAGCCAGCGCCCUUUUGCAGCAUAUGAUGGAUGCCAUCGAGAGGGACAAGCAGCGUGGGGCGGCCGGGGAGGAUCCGGGCGAUGGGGAGGACCACGAUAUGGAAUUUUACUACAAUUACUUUAACAGCAGUCAGCUGGAGGACACACCUUCCGCCGCCGUGACGCCUAACGUGCCGCCACUGUGGUUGUCGCGGGGCGCCACCGGCCACGACAGAGUCGGUGGAGGAGAGAGGGGAGUCGGCGAGAGGGGUGGCGGAGGGGAAAGGAAGAUGCGCUCCAAGGCCUUUCAGAAGUGCCCCAUAUGCUCCAAGGUCAUUCAAGGAGCAGGCAAGCUACCCCGCCACAUCCGAACACAUACGGGGGAGAAACCCUAUGAGUGCGCCAUCUGCAAAGUACGCUUUACCAGGCAGGACAAGCUCAAGGUUCACAUGCGGAAGCAUACAGGAGAGAAGCCUUACCUUUGUACGCAAUGUGGCGCCGCCUUCGCGCACAAUUACGACCUGAAGAACCACAUGCGCGUUCACACAGGCCUACGCCCCUACCAGUGCUCCAGCUGCUUUAAGACUUUCGUCCGCUCGGAUCACCUGCACCGCCACCUCAAGAAGGACGGCUGUAACGGUAUUCCGUCUCGCCGGGGCCGGAAGCCUCGGGUGCGAGAACCCGGGCUCCCGGAUACCCCUAUGGGCCUGCUGAGCCCUGGCUCAGACGCUGGCCUGGAGCCUCACAUCAUCAAGGGACGGCCGCUCUCAGAAGCUCUCAAGUCUGAGAUGGAGGGGACCCACGCACAUAGCCCGCAGUUUGCUGGGGGGGCUGGACCCUGA